AUGAGGGUGACGGAACUAAUCAUCGACGGCUUCAAGUCGUACGCCGUGCGUACCGUGAUAUCAGGAUGGGACGAGAGCUUCAACUCGAUCACCGGCCUCAAUGGCAGUGGCAAGUCCAACAUCCUGGAUGCCAUCUGCUUUGUCCUCGGCAUCACCAACAUGUCCACAGUCCGCGCUCAGAAUCUACAGGACCUCAUCUACAAACGCGGCCAAGCAGGCGUCACCAAGGCUAGCGUCACCAUCGUGUUCGACAACAAGGACAAGAGGCGCUCGCCCAUCGGGUUUGAGGAAUACACGACCAUUAGCGUGACGCGCCAGAUCGUUCUCGGCGGGACAACAAAAUACCUAAUCAAUGGUCAUCGAGCACAGCAGCAGACCGUCCAGAACCUGUUCCAGUCGGUCCAGCUCAACAUCAACAACCCGAACUUCCUGAUCAUGCAGGGUCGCAUCACCAAAGUGCUAAACAUGAAGGCCGUCGAAAUCCUGGCCAUGAUUGAGGAGGCAGCAGGAACGAGGAUGUUCGAGGAUAGGAGAGACAAGGCGAUCAAGACGAUGGGGAAAAAGGAAAUGAAGCUCCAGGAAAUCACAGAACUACUCCGCGACGAAAUCGAACCAAAGCUCGAGAAACUCCGCACUGAGAAGCGCGCCUUCCUCGACUUUCAGCAAACACAAAACGAUCUCGAGCGGGUUGACCAGACAAAGAAGCAACGUGAAAAGGAUUUGGAGGAAUCGGCCACACGCCUCAAGAGCGAAAUUUCGCAUUUGGAGGAAGAUGUGAAGAGGGUCAAGGAGCAGAGGGACAAGGAAUUACGGGAAGGGCGGCAAGGCGCAAGCCCUCGAAGAUGCGAGAGGAGGACAGGUUGCGAGAAGACCGUCGCCGAGCUGGAGGCAACCCUGAAGGAGAAGACCAAGGCGUACGAAAAAAUCAAGGCCAAGUACGACUCUGCAAAAGAAGCGGCCGAGAAGCAGGCUCAGGAGGCGGAGUCGAAAGAAGAACUGCUCCAGACCCUGCAAACCGGUGUCGCAUCCAAGGAAGGCCAGGAGAACGGGUAUCAGGGACAGCUACAAGACGCUAGGAACCGAGUCACAGCAGCCGUGACAGAGCAAGAGCAGGCCAAAAUCAAAAUGGCCCAUCUCGAAAAGCGGAUAAAGGAAGAAGAGCCGCGCGCGGUGAGGGCGAAAGACCAAAACGCCGGGCUUCUCAAAGAUCUCGAGGGGCUCAAGCAUCAGGCUCAGAGGUUAGAGAAGGAGCUUGGUAAGCUUGGGUUUCAACCUGGCACGGAACAGGAGAUGUAUAAGCAAGAGAGCCAACUCCAACAAACCAUCCGGAAUCUGCGGCAAGAAUCCGACGCUCUCAAGCGUAAGGUAGCCAACAUCGACUUCAAUUACGCCGACCCUGUACCCAAUUUUGACCGGUCCAAGGUCAAGGGUCUAGUAGCUCAGCUGUUCUCUCUCGACAAACAGUUCACACAAGCAGCUACAGCGCUUGAAAUCUGCGCGGGCGGGCGGUUAUACAACGUUGUUGUGGACACAGAAGUCACCGGCACGCAGCUCUUGCAAGGAGGAAGACUGCGAAAGCGGGUGACCAUUAUUCCCCUUAACAAGAUCGCCACCUUCAGGGCAUCUGCGCAAACCGUUGCCACCGCUCAAAGGGUCGCACCAGGGAAAGUUGAUCUGGCACUGUCCCUUGUCGGCUAUGACAACGAGGUUUCGGCGGCCAUGGAGUAUGUCUUUGGCAAUACUCUGGUGUGCGCAGAUGGUGAGACAGCCAAGCGGGUUACCUUUGACCCCAACGUACGGAUGCGGAGUAUUACACUAGAAGGUGAUGCCUACGAUCCCUCGGGUACUCUCUCUGGUGGCAGUGCGCCGAACUCAAGCGGUGUGCUGGUCACGUUACAAAAGCUCAAUGAGCUUACAAGGCAGUUAAGGGAAGCCGAGGCAUCACUGGGCCAGUUGCAAUCCCAAAUCGCGCGAGAGAAGUCCAGGCUUGACCAGGCGAAGAAGAUAAAGCAGGAGCUCGAUCUCAAGUCGCACGAGAUCAAGCUUGCCGAGGAACAGAUUGGCGGCAACUCCUCCUCAUCUAUUCUUCAAGAGGUACAGAAGAUGAAGGAAACGAUUGCGCAGCUCAAGGAGUCGGUUGUGGAGGCUAAGAAGCGGCAAGCUGAGGCUAGCGCUGAUGUCAAGAGGAUCGAGAAGGACAUGAAGGACUUCGACAACAACAAGGACGCCAAGCUCAUUGAGCUUCAGGCUUCGGUUGAUAAACUCCGUGUUGCCGUCGAGAAGAUGACGGCGUCGAACAAGGGUCUCCAAAAGGAGCUCCAAAACGCACAGCUCGACUCGGAGCAGGUAUCUGGCGACCUAGCCGCAGCACGCGAACAACUGCAAGAGAUUGACCUCGCCCUCAAGGCGCAGAAGGAGGAGGUCGAGGAGCUCAUCAAGAAGCAGCAGGAGAUCAAGGAGACGCACGACACCGCGCAGGCGCAGCUCGAAGAGGAGCGCACCAAGCUCCACGUUUACGACGACGAGCUACGUGCCCUUGAGCAAGCCAUGCGGUCCAAGAACGCACGUAUCACCGAGGAGGGCCUAGAGAAGCAAAAGCUCGGCCAUCAGGUCGAGAAGUUCAACAAGGAGCAGCAGGCUGCGGCGCAGAGCGUGUCCCGUAUGGAGCAGGAACACGAGUGGAUCGCCGACGCGCGCGACCAGUUCGGGCGCACGGGGACGCCAUAUGACUUCAAGGGCCAAAACAUCGCCGAGUGCAAGGCGACGCACAAGAACCUGCUGGAGCGCAGCCAGGGCUUGCGCAAGAAGAUCAAUCCCAAAGUCAUGAACAUGAUCGACAGCGUCGAGAAGAAGGAGGUCUCGCUCAAGCACAUGAUGCGCACCGUCAUCCGCGACAAGCGCAAGAUCGAGGAGACCAUCAUCAGCCUAGACGACUACAAGAAGAAGGCGCUGCAUGAGACAUGGGAGAAGGUGAACGGCGAUUUUGGCCAGAUCUUUGCCGAGCUGCUCCCGGGCAGCUUCGCCAAGUUAGAUCCGCCCGAGGGCAAGACCAUCUCGGAUGGCCUUGAGGUCAAGGUGUCCCUAGGCAAAGUCUGGAAACAGUCUCUCACCGAGCUGAGCGGCGGUCAACGCUCCCUAAUCGCCCUCUCCCUGAUCAUGGCGCUGCUCCAGUUCAAGCCGGCGCCCAUGUACAUCCUGGACGAGGUGGACGCGGCGCUGGACCUGUCGCACACGCAAAACAUCGGCCGCCUCAUCAAGACGCGCUUCAAGGGCUCCCAGUUCAUCGUCGUCUCCCUCAAGGACGGCAUGUUCCAGAACGCGAACCGCAUCUUCCGCACCCGCUUCAGCGAGGGCACCAGCAUGGUCCAGGCGCUCACGCCCGCGGAUUUGAGGUGA
This is a messenger RNA of Chaetomium globosum CBS 148.51, 3396 nucleotides long. RefSeq lists its product as uncharacterized. Bases 1 to 3396 code for a protein of 1131 amino acids. The record is from RefSeq and is a predicted model, not a curated record. Gene Ontology annotation, molecular function: ATP binding; ATP hydrolysis activity; protein binding. NCBI's taxonomy places the organism in Eukaryota, Fungi, Ascomycota, Sordariomycetes, Sordariales, Chaetomiaceae. The transcript is spliced from 7 exons. Gene Ontology annotation, biological process: chromosome organization. Gene Ontology annotation, cellular component: chromosome.